Diospyros lotus (date-plum) is the source of this 1938-nucleotide messenger RNA. Its product is annotated as protein IQ-DOMAIN 24-like. The record is from RefSeq and is a predicted model, not a curated record. The coding region runs from base 212 to 1675 and encodes 487 amino acids. The transcript is spliced from 4 exons. Gene Ontology annotation, molecular function: protein binding. Lineage: Eukaryota; Viridiplantae; Streptophyta; Magnoliopsida; Ericales; Ebenaceae.
UUACGGCUAUGGCCUACGGCCAGGUCUCGAGCCCCACCUCCAACCACCGCCAUUCUCCUCUUCAGUCCCCCUCCCCAGCCCCAUUUUCUUUAUACUCUCCCCCAUCCCCAUUUGAUUUCAAUCUCUCUCUCUCUCUCUCUCUCUCGUGCUAAUGCUGGAACAGAGUCGACACUGCUCCCCAAAUCUUCCGGCGAUUCACAGGCGAUGAGACAUGGGUAAGGCGUCGAGAUGGCUGCGGGGGCUUUUCAGCCCCAGAAAGUCGUCGGAUUCGUCGGAGAAGAAGAAGGAGGCUUAUACCAGAUCCUUCAGUGGCGACGACCAGCUGAGUGGUGGUGGCAGCAAAGGCUCCUUCACUGCCGAAGCGUCCUCGUCCGGCGCCUAUGAGGAAGUGAUCGACGCCAACAAACACGCGAUUGCGGUGGCUGCGGCGACGGCGGCCGUGGCCGAGGCGGCUCUAGCCGCCGCGCAGGCUGCCGCCGAGGUUGUAAGGCUGACGAGUGCUGGCGGGAGCAGGCCCCCCUCCGGACACGCCGGAAUGAGUUUCCGGCGGCGGGAAUUGGCGGCUGUCAAGAUCCAAUCGGCUUUCCGAGCUUAUCUGGCGAGGAGAGCAUUGAGGGCGCUAAAGGGGUUGGUGAGGCUUCAGGCAUUGGUCAGAGGACACAUCGUAAGAAAACAAAGUGCAGAUAUGCUUCGACGCAUGCAGGCACUGGCACGAAUACAGGCCCGAGCAUGUGCAAAUCGAGCUCAUGCUCCAGAAUCCUCAUAUUCUACCACCAAGUCCUCCCAGUCAUAUAAUUCAGGCCAAGGGACUCUCAAAAAUUGUGACAGUCAAUUUCCUGCGUACAGUACCAAAUCUGAUCGGCCCUUGGCGCCAAUGAGGCCUCAAUCAAAGAUGAAGAUCAAUGGCAAUAUUGAUCUACAAAGGUCUCAUUUGGGAUCAAAUUGGUUAGACCGCUGGAUGGAAGAAUGUUCGUGGAACAGCCAGGCUGGAGCCUCGCCAUCAACUGGACGUGCCGAUGAAGAGAGGAGUGACAAGAUCCUUGAAGUGGACACUUGGAAGCCUCACCUGACCUCUAAAGGACGUGAAGAAAUCUUUAGGACGUCGAAGCAUGUUACAACAUGCGAUUGCAAUCAGGGCGUUACAAUAUUUGACUCUCUGUCAAGACAGUCGACCAAUUCUCAAAAGCAAAAUCCAAGUAUACCUUCUGCUGAAGCUCUGUCGUUAAGAUCCCUAAAAUUCCCUGUGCAAGUAGAUCAGGCGGCUGUAUGGACUAGGGAGAACAGCCCACAAAUGUAUUCUGCAUCAUCUAGACCUGGAAGUAGUGGCAGAAGAGGACCCUUCUCACCCGCAAGGAGCGAGUUUUCAAGAAGCUUCUUUAGUGACUACCUAGGGCACCCGAACUACAUGUCUAACACGGAAUCAUUUCAGGCGAAGGUCAGGUCCCAGAGCGCACCCCGACAGAGAAUGCAAGUUGAAAAACUUGGUCCAACCAAGAGCUUUGUUCGCGGGUACUGGGACGCAGACACUGUUUCUGAAAUGGGGUCUGCUUCGCACGCCAACUACAGGACCAAAGCUUACCCGGGCUCUGGUCGCAUGGAUAGACCUGGGACGCCGUUUAAAGGGAAAGGGAACGGCAUAGCCAGCUACAAUCCUGGUUAUGGUGGUAGGUUCUGAGUCAUGCUCUUCCAUGAAUUGUUGUUGGUCGAUCCUCUAGCUUGUCAAAACAUUGCGAUUGGAACAACCAUUUGCCUGUAAUUGUUUGCUUGUAGAAAUGUCGACGAUUGUGUUAAGAUAACAGAGAGGACAAGAACUGUGUGUUGUCCAGCAGUUGCUUUGAUUAUAGCCAUUUAACUGUGCCUGUAUGAUCUCUUUUGACAGAGACGAAGGUUAAAGCUUCUUCUAACUUUCAAUGUAUUUUUUGCUUGUUGAAACACAAA